GUCACAGGGCAGCCCAGCGUGCUCUACUAUGCAGGCUCCAUCCUCCAGGAUGCGGGCUUCUCGGCUGCCACUGAUGCCACCCGGGUGUCGGUGCUGCUGGGUCUCUUCAAGCUGGGCAUGACGGGCGUGGCCAUCGCCACUGUGGACCGCUGGGGCCGCCGCCCUCUGCUGCUCGCUGGCGUCUCCGGCCUCGUGGCGAGCCUGGUGCUGCUGGGGUGGACGUACAGCAGCCUCAGCGGCGUGCCCGCCCUCAGUGUGCUCGCCCUGCUGCUCUUCGUCGGCUGCUACCAGGUGUCGUUUGGCCCCAUAGCAUGGCUAAUGGUGUCGGAGGUGUUUCCUCUGCCGGUGCGGGGCCGAGCGCAGAGCAUCGCCACGCUCCUCAACUUUGCCUCCAACGCCCUCGUCACCUUCGCCCUGCCGCCCAUUCAGGGCGCGUUGGGGCAAGCAGGCACGUUCUACUCGUUUGCCACCAUCGGUGCUGGAGCCCUCCUCUUCAUCUACCUGUGGGUGCCCGAGACCAGAGGGCUCCAGCUGGAGGAGAUUGAAGCAAAGCUAGUCGCCGGCAAGAUAUGA
This is a messenger RNA of Closterium sp. Naga37s-1, 573 nucleotides long. The record is from the annotation of a GenBank genome assembly. Lineage: Eukaryota; Viridiplantae; Streptophyta; Zygnematophyceae; Desmidiales; Closteriaceae.